ACUAAAUUAAGAAAUCAGUUACAAGGAGCUGGCCAGGAGGUCAUAGAGUGGUGUAAAUGAAUAAUAGCUACCAUUGUUGAACUGUGCUGCAUGAGCAGUGGGCUGGAUCAUAUGAUAUAUGUAGAUCUAUUUGUUACCGUAGCUCUAGCGCUCGUAAAAAUGGACAGAAAUGUAGUUCAAACAAAUCAGUAUAAAUUUAAAUGGAGAGCUCGACACACAACUGCAGUAGUAGGAGAGGUCCUGUACUGCUGGGGAGGGGAUAAGGAAGGCUUAGAUGAGUCCCACAAUUCUUCUACAAAAACACAGUGUACUUCUGCUAUUGAUGCAUUUAACUUAUUAUCUGGUGUUUGGUCCUCUCGACCUACUAGAGGUACUUCUCCAUUGGGAAUCAGAGGAGUCUCCUGUACCACCAUUGAUAAUAAUAUUUAUUAUUUUGGUGGCUAUUGUGGCCAUGACAGUUGCUUCCAUAACAGUUUGAACUGUUUAGACACUUUAACUCUUCAAUGGAAAGAAUUACAACCAACCGAUGACAAUUCUGUAAAUAAAAGAGCCUAUGGUGGUAUAAUAGCAAUGGGAAGUGAAGGUGAACCUCAACAAUUACUGGUUAUUGGCGGAAUAGCUCCUAUAUCAACUACUACACACUAUCAUUCUGAAUUUAAAUACAGGAAGAUACCUGACAUGGAUGAACGUGUUAGAAUUAAUGAACAGAAUAUGUACAACCUGUCCAGUGGUCAAUGGAUUGUUCCAUCUGUCAGUGGACAGUGUUGUCCACCAACUGAUAGUUUUAUAAUUGAAAGGAUCAGUCCUAAUAAAGGAAUUAUGUAUGGAGGACUAGUGUCUCAUGGUGGUAUCAGCAUACCUACUAACAGUAUCUACUUGUUUCAAUUAUCACAUUGUAAUGAUAGUAUAAUUAUAAACUGGGAGAUACUGAAGCCAGGAGCAAUACCUAUUGAUGGAGUAUGGCCUAAGGAGAGGUGUGCUCAUGCUAGUACUAUUAUCCAUGGUGUCUCUACCUCACCUACACUAGUAGUGAUUGGUGGAAUGGAUCAUAGGAAUGAACUAGUGAAGGAAUGUUUAUUACUAGACACAAACCAGUACAAUUGGAUGAAGAUUCCUCUACCUGAUUCUGUUACUGGUAGAUACUAUCACACUGUAUCAUCUUUUGUUCUUGAUCCUAAUCAUGUGUUCCUGAUAAUAGUGGGAGGUGAUGUAGAGAGUAUGGACUGGAUUAAUAGACGUGUUCCUGAUCCUCUUAUUACAAUGCUAAUAGAACUAGUUUUUAAUGAUGGUCAAUGGUCAGUGGGUCCAGUAUUAGAUUCAUUUAAUAUUCCUUUAUGGUAUGAACUAAUACUAAAAGAAAGAAGAAAGGAAUACAUGACAAAUAAAGUGAAGGAGCUUCAAGUUAUCAAUGAGUCUUUGUGUCAUGAUCUACAAGUGGCUAGAAUUAACAACCAAUCACUUCAGGAAGCACUACUAGCACUGGAAUCAGAGAAGAGUAUGCUAGAAACACAUUUACUAGAAACUAAGACUCUUCUUACUAAACGAAAGAGAGACCAAGAGGACUCACCAAACUCAGAUAAUGUUAAGAAGCUUAAAACUGAUGAAUUAGUAAAGGAGAAACAAAUAAUGACUGAUGAAGAUAAUGAGAAACUUAGAGCUACAGUUGCUUAUAAUGAAGUAUACAUAACUGAAAUAGAAGAAGAGAAGAAACAAGUAGAGGAACAAUAUCUAGAUCUUAAAAGUACAGUUGCUGAUAAUGAGAGGUAUACUGCCAAAUUAAUGAAGGAGAAGGAGCAACUACAGGAGAGAGUCACAUCCUUAGAGGAACAAUCCAUCAAAAAGACUACUAGUACCAAAGAAGUGCAAUUUGAUUACACGAUCCCUUCAAUGGAUAAUUUGGAAUGUCUGAGUGAUGUCCAGGUAGCAAUUGAAUUCUGUCUAGUGUGUGUUUGUGGUGAGUGUAAUGGAGGAGAUGAAGGAGGAGGAGGAGGAGGUACUACUGACAAUUUACCAUUUGGAUCCACCUCUUCAGCAGAUCCUAUAUCAGUCAAUUCCUCAUAUACUAGCGACGUGAAUCAGCAAUUAGGAAGCAAUUCAGCUAGUGUAUUGUCACAAUUAUCACAAUCUAUUAAAUAUGCUGGUUUGUUUUUUUAUGAGGAGAAAAGUGUAGAGGAUUUAGUGACAUUUACUGCAGCUAAGAAAUUAAAUGCACUUCUUGAGUUUAUUGAGAAAAAGCACCCACAAGCUAAACUAGAUCUCAAUGUUUACUUUGGUAUUGCAUCUUCUGAUAGUUUUGUUGAAUUAAAUUUAAAUGGUCCUCAAGAUGAGCUGUUUACUGGAUGGAGUAUUAAACCUCGCAUGACACCUUGCAGGUUGUAUCAAGAUGAUAUUAAUAAUUUUGGUGAUAAAGAUUAUCCUCUUCCUCCAUCUUGUCCAAUAUCAGUGUAUGGAUCACCUGGUGCUGUUCCUACACUAAAUUACUCCGUACCACUGGAAGGUGUGGUCCGUCCUGUUACAAUAUGCAUCCAUGCAUCACUAAAAACAACAAGUGUAACAGCAACUGUUGAUGUUGAAAGAGUUAAGAGAAUCAUUAAUGAUGUUCUUGUAUCUCGUGAUGCUGCACUCAAUUCUCUUAUAUCAUCUCUCUCAGAUCUUGCCAGUCAGUUAUUUUCAGUUGGUCUCAUUACUGAUCAAGUUAAAAGAACUUGCUCAAUGGAAACUUUUAUUACAGAGUUCAAGUCUAGUAUUAAUUUUAAAAGGAAGCUAUCUGAAGUUCAGGAGCACUGUCAAAAGUUCUUAAGCUCAUUCGUUGCUGUAAGAGGCAGUUAUGCUGAUGCAGCAAUAGCUUUAGGUGAGGACUGGAUUGAAGCUAUUAGAAAUGAACUGGGAUUUGAUUUUAAUAUUAAUAUUGAUACUUAA
Molecule: messenger RNA, 2919 nt
Organism: Amphimedon queenslandica
Lineage: Eukaryota; Metazoa; Porifera; Demospongiae; Haplosclerida; Niphatidae
Exons: 17
Coding region: 91-2919 (942 amino acids)
Molecular function (GO): protein binding
Source: RefSeq, a predicted model, not a curated record